AUGCCCCAUCUAGUGGAGCGCCUGCAGGAGCAACUGGCCCUUGAGAAGCAGCGGUCGCAGCGGCUGGCCGAGCGGGAACACGAGUUGGAGGCCCAGCUGCAGGAAGCCCAAUCGCAGGCAACCACCCUGCACGAACGAAGCCAGCGCAUCUGCACUGAGUUGGAGACUAUGCGGCAGGAGAAAAGCAGCCUGGAAGCCAAGUUCUCUGCUGUCGCUGUUCAGCUGGCUGAAUCGGAGGCUGCCAAGCAGCGGCUUUACCGGCAGAAGACACCAGCAAGCGCUGACGAAAGCCAACGGAUUUUGGAACAAAACCACUGGCUGAGGCAGGAAGCAGAUCGUCUGCGCUAUCAGCUGUCACGCACCGUGAAGACCAUGCUUGCCCCACAGCCACGCACCAGUACACCGAAGAAACGGGAAGGCCCCGAAGGUCAGAGCCUACACCAUGCCCCAAAGGCCCCCCCUGGAAUUAGUGUGCACCAGCUGGAGGCACACAUGCAUACAACCUUGCAGAUUACACCUUUGCCUUUGGAUGCGAGUUGUGGCAGCCAUGUCGAUGCAGACCAGUCUUCUCAGGGUCGGGGUGAUGGCCUCAGUGCUGAGCUUGAGCGGUCGCUGCAAGCAGUUGCUCAACAGCCCGAUCGGCUGCGCUCUGAGUCACGGCGUCUGGAACAAGCCCUGGACCUCGAGACCACCACCACCACCACCACCACCAUGGCAAGCAGAGUUGCAUCACCACCUGCCAAGGCAUCGCAUCCUCCGUCGACAUAGUUUGUGCAUGCCUGUCCAGUGGAAGCACACACAACCAACGAGCCGGCGGGCUGUGCCAUGUUCAAAUGUCACCCCAACAUUCUUUUUGGUGGCAGUCAGCUGCGAGACUUCGGAAAGUUUGCACAACGAUAGGCAGCCCAUUCCAGCCAAUCUGCAUUGUGACCCUGUCUAUAAGCUAUCUGGUCUUACGAAGUGGCAACUGAUUACUUUUGUUGGCGACGAGAUAUGCCAGCAUGUUUGCUGCACAACCUUGAAUUUGGCAGCAUUUUGUUGUUUUUGCAGGUGAUGUAAAAUAUGCUACUUCUGUACCCAUUUAACAGCUUUCUGAUGCUUGAAUAUGAGCAUGUACAUAAGUGUAGUGGUGUAUUUUCAUAAAAAAAAGAAUUUUCCAACAUUUCAUGAACAAACUGAUGCUCAUAAUUCAAAAUAAUUCAUCCGUUUGAAAGCUUUCUGUUUCUUGAAUAAGGGCACGAACACAAGUGCAGAUGGUGUAUUUGAAAAAAAAAAGUGAGCAUUCAAUGAACGAACUCAUGCUGAUAAUUCAAAAUGAUUUGUCUGUUUGUGGAAUUAGUUCAUUUUAAAAAUAAAAAUGUUCAACCUUGAAUAAAAUUGUGCAUGUAACUUUUAAUUCAAGCUCUUUGAUUUCUCAACAAUGAAUAUAGCAGGAUUUUAUAAAGCGACAUUUGUUAUUCAAGACCACAUACACUGUAGCAUGUCUUCAUCUCUUUGUUCUAAUGUGCAAGAUUUUCAUGGGAUGUGAAUGUCACUUUGAUCUAUACAAGGAAAAAUUUGUUCCAAAGAAUAAUAAAAGAAUCACUGCCACUG
Messenger RNA from Rhipicephalus microplus (southern cattle tick), 1593 nucleotides. RefSeq lists its product as uncharacterized. The record is from RefSeq and is a predicted model, not a curated record. NCBI's taxonomy places the organism in Eukaryota, Metazoa, Arthropoda, Arachnida, Ixodida, Ixodidae.